Molecule: messenger RNA, 4632 nt
Organism: Salarias fasciatus (jewelled blenny)
Lineage: Eukaryota; Metazoa; Chordata; Actinopteri; Blenniiformes; Blenniidae
Product: protein piccolo-like
Exons: 31
Coding region: 122-3502 (1126 amino acids)
Biological process (GO): lipoprotein metabolic process; lipid transport
Cellular component (GO): extracellular region; membrane
Molecular function (GO): lipid binding
Source: RefSeq, a predicted model, not a curated record
GGGAACCUGACGCAGGUGAAUCGAUCCGGCAGGCAAUUAGAAACGUGAGUGUUGCAAACUGCGCUUUUUUUUCGAUGCGGAUUUAACCGUUUUCAGCGCUUCGAAGCGGGAUUUCCGCACCAUGAGGGAGGACGCCAUGGAGAAUGGUUUGAGGGAAGAUCAACAUGUGGAGACAGAAACUGCGUCUGGGGAGAGGAGAUCUAGUGUGGCAGCUCUUGAAAACAUGCUGAAGAAGGUUUCUCAGAGCCCUCUCCAACAUGAGCACACGAACGGAAUGAAUGGAGCCUCUACCAGAAUGAACCCUUUCUAUGAUUACUACUUGCAGUCGGGCAGCAACGGUUACCAGAGCCAUGAUGGAGGGACAACGUCUUCACAAGAUGUGGAGGUUGAUUACAUCGUUGAACCUCCUUCUGAAUUUCAAAGCUCCCCUCCUGAAGCUGAAGUUCAGAUGACAGCAAACGCGUUCUCUGAACCCGAGGUCCAGACGUUGACAUUGGACCAGAAUGUAAUCCCAAAUGGUCACGUGGAGGAUUUUUCUGCUGGAAAAAUGGAGGAUAUCUUUGCGAAGGUGGAUCCCUUCAAACCCCUUUUAAAUAAUGAAGAGGAUCUCUUCCAGUCUGCACAUCCUGCCAAAGGAAACCCGUUUUUCACCGCCGCCACCGUCACAGAAGCAGAGCUGUUUCAGUCGUCUCCAGCUGAAAAUGGACAACUGGACCUCGACGGAGGAAGCAAACAAAAGCCCCAGACUCACCAGAGGGAUCUGUUUGAACCCAUUUCUGGGAGAAAAGUGAAUGUUUUUUCAACUUCAUCCACGGAUUCAGUCGAUCCGUUUCAAAGUCCAUUCACCAAGAAUUUAUUCCAAGAUGUUUCUGGUUUGGACGACCCAUUUGGUUCAACUCCCUCAAAAGCACAUACCCCUUUUGACCAGAGUUCUUCAAAUGGAACUCCAGACAUCUUCAAACCACUGUCCUCGGACGGUAUUUUUGAGACCACCCCUAGCAAUGCGGCAGAGGUGACGCCGUCACCAGAUAUCUUCAAGAAGAAGCCAACCGUGCCUCCCCCGGUUCCUCCCAAGCCUUUUAAAACCCCCCCUGCGACCGUCUUGACGACCCCCGGAGGAACCGAACACGAGAUCUUUCAGCCGACCCCCUUCAGCCGGGCCAGGAAUCUGGCCAUGUCGUCAAGCCGUUCUCCAGCCAGCAUGAUGCACGCACAGACUACCAAACGUCCGCCAAAGCCGCUACCUCGAACCAAACCACCAAAACCAGAGAGGCCGCCACAGCCCACGAUCCCAGCUGAACCUGAACCGAACGAACCAAAAGUUCCACCGAAACCGCUCUUCAAACCUCUUCCAAAACCGGUUAUACGAACGAAACCGAAAACUCCGGAAAUGAAGAAAGUGGAAUCUGAGAACUUUGUUGUCUUUGAGGACAUCCUGCUCAUCGGGCAGGAACGGUGUGUGGAGGACUGGCCUGAGGACAGCCCUGAGGUCAACCCCGACUUCAAGCCAUCUGGAACAUUGAAGCUGAGGAGGGAGUCGCUGAAGUCAAAGAUGGACCUUGAAGGGACGACCGGCGAGGAGCAGGACGGUUCUGGAAGCUACCAGAAGAGGAAGGACAAGAAGUUCAGGAUGUCCCUGCUCUCCAGAAGAGAUUCGAAGGAGAAGUUUCCUGAUGACAUGGAGGCUCGAAGCAGGACACUCCCCAUCCCACGGAAAUCCUCUAAGGAUUAUUUUUCAGACUUCCAGACAUCUUUUGGAGAGACUGAAGAUGGAGAGCAGAUGGACUACAAGAAAAAACCUCUGAAGAGCAAAGUGAAUCAGCUGCUGCGAAGAGCUUCCACGAAUUCCUUUGGCCUCGGAGGGAAGCAAGGGAAUGAGCUUUCAUCUCAGGACGACGGCCUCGAUAAGAAAAGCAUCAGCAAGAAAGGCUCCGUCCGCAGAUGGUCUGAGGGAACGGCGCUGGAGGGGAGCACAGGGGAGGAGGAGGAUGGAGGAGACGGCCAUCAGGACGAGAAACGACAGAAGAAGCUGAAAAUCAAGUUUGUGCCACGCAGAGGAUUCACCAUCUCUGCAGACAAGACGAGUGAAGGACCUAAAGGGGCGACUGGAUACACACCUCGCAAGAGCUCAAAGGAUAAAGCACAUGAUGAAAGUUUUGGUGCGAGCGGCACGUACACAGCCCGUAAGAAAUCUCAGGACGCCAUGCUGGACGACACACUCGCCCAGAAGAUGAAGAGUGCCUCCUCGGCCGAGGAGCUGGACGAGGAACUGUUCAGGACGGAGGACUACAAGCUGCAGAGCAAACUGAAGAACAAGGCGAAGGCGGAUGAAGCAGAUGGGUUCGACGACGACGGUCCUCAGUAUGCGGACGAGUUCGAUGACGACGAGCCGACAGGAAAAGAUUUCUCGAGAGAGAUGGACGACAGUGAGCAGGAUGAAGUGGACACCUACAAACCGAAGAAACACUUGAAGCUUAAAGGCUUCAAGAAGCGCAAGUCAAAGAGUAAAGUCAUGGACGUCGAUAGUGACUUUCCACCCGGAGCUACGUCCAGUGACUACCUGUCCGAGGCUGCCAGGGCGGAGUGGCAGGCGGCGCAGAUGGACGAGCGCGCCAAAGAGGGAAUGGAGGACGAAGACGAGGAAGAGGAAGGGGACACCGACAGUCUGAUGGAGUGGUGGUACACUGUGGAGCAAUGGGACGAGGUGCCGUCGGACGAGGAGGAUCAAAUCCUCAAAGAGGACGAGUCAAAGUCCUUCAGCAUCCUGGCCGACAAAGUUUCCCGCGGCCUGCGCGUCUUCAACAAGGUGUUCACGGAGCGGGCGGAGGUCCUGUGGCAGUCCAUCAUCACCCUGUGCGCCAUCGCCGACGACCUCAGCGACUUCCACCAGAAGGCUAAGAUCGCCGGCAUCACGGGCGGCACCACCACGGCCGUGGGCGGCGUGACGGCCAUCGCCGGCCUGGCCCUGGCGCCGUUCACCCUCGGCAUAUCCCUGGUGAUCACGGCGGUGGGAGUGGGCGUGGCCACCGCCGGGGGGAUCACCUCGGCCUCCGCCGCCAUCUCGGACAACGUCAACAACGCCAAUGACAAGAAGAAGGUGGAGGUGGUCCUGCAGGACUACGAGGGCCACCUGCUGGACAUCGGGAAGAUCCUGCACUUCAUCAACACGGGCGUGUACAAACUGCGCGGCCACCCCUUCCUGAGGUCGGGCACGCAGCACUACUCCGAGGACUGGGAGACCCGCCGGGCCGUGCAGAUGAUCAGCCUGGUGGACUCGCCCGUCAUGCGGGCCACGGAGAUCACGGACGCCGCCGUGGCCAUGCUGCAGGGGCUCUUCAAAGGCAUGGACAAAUACUUCCUGAAGGACUCUCGAGAGCUGAAGAAAGGCUGCAGGAAGGAGAUCGUGGCCCAGAUCCGGGAGGUGGCCAACGUGCUCAACGACACCAUCGUGGACCUGAACGCCAUCAGGGAAGAGCUGCAGGAGUCGACUGGGAACAUCUGAAACACUGUUCACGCCUUUAUCGCCCUCUUGUGGUUGAAUUUGUGAACUGCACCUAAUUAAUGCUGUUGGACAGUGAGAAGUCCUCUAACAGCACGUUUUUAAAUGUUCUGCUGCUUCAUCGGAUCUGAAGCUGAUGGAGUCAUUAUCAAGUCUGGCACUGAGCUGACCACUGCUGUCGGUCAUGAACGUGCAGGUCAGAGGCGGCGCUCCAGCCAGAAAACAACACAUCCCAACUAAUCACAGCUGUUCACAGGGGAUUGUGGCAGAAGUACUGUUAUAAUGAGGUGUUUACUGAAGACAAAGCCCUUUCUCUGUGCACCGUUUUCACACUUCUGGCUUCAAAAUGAUUCAAAAGGUGUUUUAUUCAUCACUGAUGGUUUACUAAGAAUAUUUUAUUUCUUGAUAUCAUGCAAUACAAAUAUUAAAGAUUUCACACCUGCUUCAAUCCAAAUAAUGGACGUUUUACAGACCAGUUCACUGGUUUCAAACCUGUUAUUUGCUGAAACUUAGAGGUAAUUAGCGGGAAAUAUAAAAUCAAACGGGGAUGGGAAAUGAAAGGGAGGUACAAGCAUUGCUUUAUGGAGCUUCUAUAAUGUAUAAUCCUGUGAAUUUUACAUAUUGAUACUUUUUCAUGGCUUAUAAUGCAUGUGGUUCAAUGUCAAGCUGUAAGUAGCAAAUUUGAAAUUUGUUUAGCUGAUUGAGUUGACUUAUGUUCUCUUCAAAAACGAAAUUAUCUAUUGAAUAAUUUCUUCGAUCACAAUGUGGAAGAUUUCCCUUAAACUGUUCUAAAUGUGUCUGACAGGAAGUUUACAUUAGUGUGGACAGAGGAGACAGAAGAUGAAGAACGAGGCCAGUUCUGACUUUUGUGAUGCAGCUUUUGAGUCUGAAUAAAGUAUGCUCAUUACACAAAAAGUAUUGAAGUAGUCUGGAUGCCUUUGUAGGUGCAACAUCCUGCUUGUUCCAUACCGAGUCUUUGUGAAUGUUCACGUAUGAAGAUAAAGUAGCCUGAAUUAUCCUUACCAGUGUAUCUUCAUUUGUUUUAAUUAACAAUGCACAUUGUGAAUGCAAACAGCCUUUCAGCAUUGCACUCUCCCUGCCUUUACUUUGUGCAUGUGUCUGGAUAUUUUAAA